AUGACGCAAACGCAGAAGCGCUGCUGGAACUGUCGUCAACAAAAGAUUGCGUGUGACAAGACUCGGCCGCACUGCAACAACUGCGUGAAAAAGGGCCGCCAAUGUCUGGGCUACGGCUUGAAGCUGUCGUGGCCGCGAAAGGGCGAUGAGCGCCGGUCUGCGUCGCUGCACAAGAAGCAUUUCAUCAUUCCGGUGCGGGCCAAGGAGGCGGUUUUUGUGCAUGCGACGAGCGAGGAUGUCAAGGGGUCGCAGGACAAUGCCCUGUCGAGGUAUGAAGCGUGCGAGCGGUGGUGUGUAAGGCAGCCGGACGUGAACAUGGCCAAGCUGGAUCCCUUUUUAUCUACCAAUUCCUGGAGCCCCGUUGCGCGGAUAUUGUCGUCCAGCAACCGCAACGACGAGCUCUACGGCCUGCUGGUCCGGAUGGCCUUUCAGGACGACAGCCUGCCGUCGCUGGCGUCGCGAUAUGCCAUCAGCGCGCUGUCGUACCAGCACCUGGCCAUGGAAAAGGCGGCCGUGAUGCACCAGAUGGCGGCGAUUCGCGCGCUCCAGGCGGCGAUUGAGACGGCCAAGGCGGCCGAGUGCAUGCAGAUGAUGGCGGCGAGCAUGCUGCUGAAUAUAUACGAGACAAUGAACUUUGACACGUCGGAUCUCAACUGGGCCAUCUUCUUCUGCGGCACAAAGAGGCUCGCCAACAUGAUUACCAAGCAGCACGACACGUACUUUGGGGACGAGGCAAUGAUUAUCGACUGGAUCUUUUAUCAUGAUGCAAUGUACAAGUUUAGUAUCCGGCACUGGCGGAAGAGGAAUCAGGACCAGGUUCACCUGGCGGGACAGAAAAAGGUGCUUUCCAAGGCCGUGUUUUCGCCCGAGAGACAGACUAUUGUGCCCAUCCUUGGCUGCUCCCUGGAACUCUUGGACCUCUUAUGCCAGGUCGUCGACCACGUCUACGAACCCGGCCACCCCAGCCGGCUCUCUGAGUCGCACCUCAAAACAGUCCGAUCGCUGGAAAUCCGCCUGAAAUACCUCGAGCAGCGCCAAGCCGCCGUCCUCCCAAGCGACACCAUGCAAGCCACGCAGGAAACGCAAAUCGCCGAGCUCUUCCGCCUCGCCGCCACAAUCUACCUCGUGCGCAUGGCAAAGGGCGAGCCCGAAACGUCCAAAUGCCUCGCCAGCGCCAUGGACCAGGCGUUUCGGAUUCUCAACGAGAUUGAGUACUGCGACCGGCCGUGGCCGCUGUUCAUCAUUGGGCUGGAGUCGCGGACGGAGGAGCAGCGCUCGCGCAUGAUGCAGGUGCUGGAGAGCUCGGUGAAGCGGAGGCCGCUGGGAUCGAUGACGCUGGUGAAGCGCAUGGUGCCGGAUGCGUGGACGCAGCAGGAUCUGAGGGAGGCGCCGAUGGAGCCGUUUGCGCUUUACGAUGUGAUUAUUGGGCGGAACCGGGUGACGCCGUGCUUUACGUGA
Molecule: messenger RNA, 1458 nt
Organism: Trichoderma atroviride IMI 206040
Lineage: Eukaryota; Fungi; Ascomycota; Sordariomycetes; Hypocreales; Hypocreaceae
Biological process (GO): positive regulation of transcription by RNA polymerase II
Cellular component (GO): nucleus
Molecular function (GO): DNA-binding transcription factor activity, RNA polymerase II-specific; transcription cis-regulatory region binding; zinc ion binding
Source: RefSeq, a predicted model, not a curated record